Messenger RNA from Strongylocentrotus purpuratus (purple sea urchin), 2294 nucleotides. It is a transcript of the gene mars2, whose product is annotated as methionine--tRNA ligase, mitochondrial. NCBI's taxonomy places the organism in Eukaryota, Metazoa, Echinodermata, Echinoidea, Camarodonta, Strongylocentrotidae. The record is from RefSeq and is a predicted model, not a curated record. The coding region runs from base 107 to 1879 and encodes 590 amino acids. Gene Ontology annotation, molecular function: ATP binding; methionine-tRNA ligase activity. The transcript is spliced from 13 exons. Gene Ontology annotation, biological process: methionyl-tRNA aminoacylation.
GGUAACUUUAAGAACAACUUGUAGAUCUACUCCAUCAAUUGCAAGUGCAGGCUAGAAACGUGUGGAAAUCAAAUUAUUUUGAUCAUGGCACCUUAUUAGACUUGAUAUGAUGAUGAUGAUGAGAGGAUAUCUGAGCUUGAGGAGAUCCUUGCUUCACCUGGAGGGAUGCCGUUCCCAUCUCAUUCCACGAUACCUCCAUUCCAAUGUGACGCAAAGAAGUCUGGUUAGGGACAAUGAUGGGAACCAAGCACCAGUAUCCAAAAGAAGUCCCUUUUUCACUACUCCAAUUUUCUAUGUGAAUGCAAAACCUCAUAUUGGUCACCUCUACUCUGCAUGCUUGGCGGAUGCUGCUCACAGAUGGCAAAGGAUUCUGAAAGCUCCUGACUCCAUCUUUGCAACAGGAACUGAUGAGCAUGGUCUUAAAGUCCAGAAAGCUGCAAGGACGGCUGGAAAGGAGCCCCUCACAUUUUGCAAUGAGGUUUCUCAUGAAUUUAGAAGACUGUUUGAAAUGUGCAAUAUUGGCUACACUGAUUUCAUUCGUACCACCGAAGAAAGGCAUCAUACUGCAGUUCAUGAAUUUUGGACCUCACUGAGAGAGAAAGGUUUCAUCUAUAAAGGGGAGUAUGAGGGAUGGUAUUCUGUGACAGAUGAAAGCUUCUUAACUACCUCUCAAAUACAGGAGAUAGAUAGAGGGGAUGGUACAACAAUAAAGGUAUCUUUAGAAAGUGGGAAUGUUGUAGAGUGGACAAGCGAGACCAACUACAUGUUUAGACUCAGUGCCUUCCGGGAUAAGCUUCUAAGAUGGCUGGAUGAUAAUCCCAGUGCUGUGCAGCCUGCUAAGUUUCAUAGCAUUGUGAGACACUGGUUAAAUGAAGGCAUUCAGGAUCUAUCUGUCUCUAGGCAGAGAGAUCGUCUAGGUUGGGGUAUACCGGUCCCAGAUGAUCCUUCACAGACAAUCUAUGUAUGGAUGGAUGCUUUAGUGAACUAUUUAACAGUGAGUGGUUAUCCAGACAGGACACAUCUUUGGCCACCUACCCACAUUGUGGGCAAAGACAUCCUCAAAUUCCAUGCUAUUUACUGGCCUGCCUUCCUUAUGGCUGCAGAUAUUUCUCCACCAGCAAGUGUCAUCUGUCAUUCACAUUGGACUCGUGAUAGCUUUAAGAUGUCCAAGAGCAAAGGCAAUGUAAUUGACCCUUUUGAUAGAGCAGCACACUUCACUACAGAUGGCCUGCGCUACUUCUUGUUGAGAGAGGGAGUGCUUCAUUCUGAUGGAGAUUACUCUGACAUGAAAGUUUCUGCUCUGCUGAAUGCCGAGCUGGCUGACACAUAUGGCAACCUCCUCUCCAGGGUAGCUGCACCUACAUUAAACCCUCAACAGGUCUUCCCUGUGCUAGACAGCAACCUCUUCCCCAGCAGACCUGGUCAGAGUACAACAGCUAGGACUACAGAUGAAGAUUAUCUUUUAGUGGAGUCUGUCAAGAGACUACCAGAUAUCGUUGGUGAGCAUUACGAGCAAUUCUUAUUCUAUCGUGGCUUAGAAGAGAUUAUGACUUGUCUUCGCAUGGCCAACGCUUUCGUCCAACGUCAUGAACCUUGGAAUCUUACCAAGAAUCCUAUUGACAGACCUUGGCUUGAUUCUAUUAUACAUGUCACCAUGGAAACACUGAGGGUUUGUGGGAUAUUGACCCAGCCGAUAGUUCCUGACCUAACAGACAGACUCCUGACAAAGAUAGGGGUUGAGAAGAUGGAGAGAAGCUGGGAGCAACUCAAGUGCUUUGAGGCCCUGGAAGGGGAUGACAGGGAAGGGUAUGGAGGACGGGGGUUGAGCGGGGACUCUAGUGUGCUAUUUUCUAGACUCAAGACAGAAUCACGCAGAUAACGAUGGCACAAGGAUGAUAAUCUACUUCACAAAAUUUAUGCAAUUGAGAAACUACUACCUUGACGUUACAUGCAGCUUAGAAGGAAACAUGUGGAGCAGCAAGCAUUUGAGAUUUAGAGUUCAAACAGGUAUGUUUUUGCAACACUUGCAUCAAGAGGGACGACAUUUGAUGAUGUCUGGCAACACCCUGAAGGCCAUUUACUUUUUUUGGUUGUCCGUCCGUCCGUCCAUACAUACGUCCGUACGUCCCGUUCUCGUGAUAUCUCAAGAACCGAUUGAUGGAUUUCUGCUAAACUUAUGUCAUGCAGAACUUUUGAAUUGAUUAGAUUUACGGGUCAUGAAGUCAAAGGUCACAUUGCUCAUUAUGUAUGCAAAAAUAGCUUGUGAUUGCGUUCUCAAGAACCGAUUGAUGGAU